AUGUUCAAGACUUUAAUCAAAAAAGUUCGUGAGGAAAGCAAUAAUUCGAGUAUUUUACUCGAAAACAAUCCCGAAGAAGUCAAUGACCAUGCGAACAAUUUUGAUGAAGAAAACUCGUCAACGAUGCGAACUCAUCGUCGAUCGAAUUCGAUCACGCAUCGCUCCUCAACUCACAAUUCCAGACUUCCAUCAGCUUCUCACGAACCGGAGAAAAAAGAAGAAACCAUCACAUCUUUAGCAGAAAUCUUUUCCCCGUACAUCGAAGAACCAAUAUCGAUCGAUAAUUUCGUUCAAGUGCUAAAAGCUUGGAUCGCUUCAACAGAAGAAGCCCUUCAAUCGAAAGAUGAAAGCAUAGAACGAUUAGUGCAAGAAACAAAUCAUUUGCAAGAUGAAAUGAUCACUUUGAGAAGUAAACUGAAAGAAUUACAUUCCAGACGAAAUAGUACUCCAGACAAUACAACUAAAACUCUACAUUUACAAAAACAAAUUGAAACUCUCCGUACGGAUAAUGAAAAUCUGAAAUCAACUAUGAAGUCUUUACGAGUACAGUUAAAUGAUGUUGAAGCUGAAAGAGAUGAUCUACUCAUUAAGUCCACGGAUGUUACCAACUUGAAAGCAAGUGAUGAUCUUCAAAAGCAAUUAGAAAAGCAAAACGCUGAAAAUGAACAACACCAAUUAGAGUUAGCUAAACUAAGACAAAGACUGAUCGAGCGAGACGCCAUUAUCGAAGAGCAAGACAGACGUUUACUAGUUGAUCACGAAACACAAGCGAUACAAACAGAUGAAGAUACUUCAUUCGUACAAGUACUUGCUGAACCAGAUGUUGACACACUGAGUAAAUUACAAGCAGAAUUAGAUGAAAAAAACCGAACCAUUAAAAACUUGCAACAACGUUAUAAUGAUCUUCGAAAAACCCUACAACGUGAAUUCCAUGCGUCUAUACCCAAAGAUUUUAAUCAAGUUGGGUCUUCGAAAACAAGCGCAAACACUCCCUUCUCAUCGAAUAAUGUACCGUUGAUACAUUAUGAUGCAACAGCAGCAUCACAAAGUGACGUUGAUGCAGCUAAACGAGCAUCGACAGCUCGACAGAUGACAGCAGUACGUAAGAAUGUGUCAUUUACCUCAAUGGCACCAGCUGCAGAGCCUACCAGCCCAGCGAUUUUACCUCAUACGUCCGUAGAGUUAACUUCUGUUAAACCUCAAAAGAAUGGACAUCGUUCUUCGAUUGGAGAUAGUCAAACACCUGUAAAUGGUACAAAUUUUAAAUAUUUGAAACAUGUUGUAUUGAAAUUCAUGACUUCAACGGAGGAUGAGGCCAUCCAUCUCAUUCGUGCAGUAUCAACGUUGCUCAAUUUCUCUGCAGAUGAAGAACGACUCCUUCGUGAAACAUUGGAUUAUAAAAUGUCUUGGUUUGGGAAAGUCUCUCGUAUAAAACCAUUAUAA
Adineta ricciae is the source of this 1443-nucleotide messenger RNA. The record is from the annotation of a GenBank genome assembly. Lineage: Eukaryota; Metazoa; Rotifera; Eurotatoria; Adinetida; Adinetidae.